AUGUCACUUAGUGGUAUUCUUUUCCCACAGAGAUGUCAUCAUGCGGCACACGCGUUUAGUUCCCGUGGGGAACUGUGGACAGCAUUGGUUACCGAUCACAAUUUCUUAGUGCUACGCGGUGGGACGCUAUGCGCAAGUGGGCCACUCUCUGCGCCGUGCGAUGGUGAUGGCGCUGGGUUUGAAGCUGAGGCCCAUUCGGACUUGCCCGAGCCACCUCCAACCCCUUUGGCGUGCCGCAUCUGCUGCAGCGAAAGGGAUGAUGACAUUCGUGUUAUCGUCAUAUCCAUGAGUGGUGUGUACGUUGUUGAUGUUACGGGGCCACGCAUGCAGAUGACGUAUCAUAGUUUGUGUGUGUGUGGAGGCAUACCGGGAUGUUCCCGUGCUACGGUCCAUAGUUCCCCUAACGAGGCCCAGAUGCCGGUUUGCCUCUCUGAGUGGUCUCAUACACAGAAAGAAGAGUGUGCACGGAAGGCACUCGAUGCCGAGUUCGUGACGUCCACCGUUCUUGUGAUUGCUUACAGUGAUGCAGUUGAACUCAUCGAGCUUAGUUGGAGAGGGCGGCAGUGGCACGAGCGGAGGGACCGGAAUGAGGAGGAAAGGAGUAGGGGAGUAAUGCGGUGGCGUGUGCGUGGAUCCUAUAGCAAACUGGCAGUAUGCCGCGUGAGUAUGUAUCUGUCCGUUUCCCAGCGAUCCUCUCUGGUGGAGGUAUUUCCUCUGCAGCCGAGGUUAAGCGAUCAGGAACAGAGGACGGAGCAAAGCACCGUUUCUUUUCCUCCGGUACUUCACGCUCCCCGAGAGGCUUGUGUCGAUUCCUUCAGGUCGCUCUCUUAUCGGACCCCCACCCCUUCACUCCUCGAAACAGCAGAGGGCAGUGCAUAUGUGUGGCGGGGUGCAUCUACGAGGUUGUGCAACUACAAGAUUACAUCUCUGGAGUGGCAUCGUGUCUCAGGGUACUCUCUUUUGUGUGUCACGUGUCAUGAGUCGGAUAGAGGACAACCCUUCAUCGUAUUUUUCAUCGCGCAGCUGUGCCCAGUACAUGAAGGGGCGCACGUGCGAGCGGGGUUGGAGACACAGCAUGGAAGUGGUAUGGUUGGGGUGAAUUCUUCAACUGUUCACGAAGUCAUGUUGACGCUUGUGCCCGCUGGGAAGGUGCCGCACAGCUCCAUAUCAGGCACCCCUCUUUCAGUUCACAUUGUACCCAAUUACAUUUGUUCUCACAGCGAGGUACAGGGGAGUGACAAGUUGGAGCUUCUCUGCGUUGAAAAGGAUGGAUCUGUCUUUCGCUCUAGCUACUGCUACGACCCCCACCAAGGCAACUGUCUUGUGCGUUGCUCUUCCACUGAAUGCUUGGUGCCGCAGCUACUAGGCCCAAUCCAAAAACACUACGGUGAUAUAACUACCGUGGAUGUGUUGCCCGCGUGGAGGCCCCGGGCUGUAGCGUUUGGCCCCUUAACUCCGGCUGUAGCGGCGCUAUUGGAGGCACAGCGAUACCGUCUUGUGUUGCGGUUCCGAAAUGGUAUGGUCGCGAGGGUCGUGGUGGAUCUUGCAGCUGCGACAGUGCGUGUGGAAGCGUUUUUGACGCUCGGCGUGGAUGCGCACCCGCCACUUCUCGCUACGGCUGUUGUUGAUGGUGUUUCUGGUCCGCAACAGAUUGUGUUGGGCCUCACGCAGGACCGGCUGUUCGUGGUUCGUCGUACUUUGUUCUCUGGUGGUUUAACCGAGGCUUCAGUAUCCGUUGUUGGACCACUUGCUCUGGAGCAUCUCCAAAAGUUAGUUUGUGGUUCCUCUGUGUGUGGGGACGAUGACGCUGGUAACGAAAUGAAGGGGAACACUUGUGUGGAAGAAAGUGAAGCGUUGCGGUCUUUCAUGCAAGCCAAGUGCCCUGAAAAGUUGCACAUGCUUCCGGUGCUUUUGAAAGCUUGUGGCGGUGACGCGAGGAAGCUUCUGAGGCAGCUCACUGCAAAGUACGGCUCCCCUACCCCCGCCGCUUUCUCGGACAAGACCAUCCUUGACGAAGGGCGUAGCUGUGAUGGUUCUGGAGAUCGUUCAAAGAAUGGGCGAUUCAAUUCUGUGACACCGUCGCUGCUCCCGUCGGCUUUGAAGGUAGGCGCGCUGAGGCUAACCACUGGGGGUAUUCGUUGCUGUGUCGAAAUGUCUGUGAAAGACACCGACAAGCCACAUCAUCACCAAUGGUGGUACAUUCCCGCCACACCUCUUGCGAGUGUUGUGGGUGAGUGGGACAGUUUGAUUGCUCACGGCGUGCUUCCACCCUCCACCGCGCUAGUGCAGUGCUUGGACGCCCCUCUUCCUGCUGAGCUCCUCCGUGAACGGCGACCCAGCCGAGACGGACUGGCGUGUGUGAGCUGGUCUACGAGCGCACAGUCCCUUGUUGUGCAGUCUCGGCUGCUGCCGCACGAAACCCCACUGAAGUUCCGUCCAUUCGAAAGUAUGGCACAACCCUACAACCCCGUUCGAGUUGACUGUGUAAAGCUUGUGAACAACGUAAUUGUUGUGUGUGUGAUGGGUGCGACACGUGAUGAGGAGAUUAAGACUGUAUUGAUGGUUUAUGUAUUGGAUGCUCUCCGCGACGUGGCAACGCAACCGGUGUUCGAGCAGGAGUUGGUAAUACAUAACGUGGCGACUUUUUUCAUGUGUGAUACCGGUGGUCUUUUUGUACUACGGCGGGACUCGAAAUCCAUCGUGCGCUGGAUGCGUGUUACCACCAAUGGCGUUGGAAGCGGACACUGCUGGAGGGAGUAUUGUGUUCGCGGAGGUUCUGAGUCACAAGAGGCCAUUACCACGAUGGCCCCGCUGUAUACAAAAAGUUCCGGAAUGAAUUGUCAUUGCUACGAGGGUGCUUCCUGUACGCACUUUGUGUAUGUUUCAUCCGAGGAGGGAUUGAUCAAAGUGUGUGAAACGAGCCCUAAAAAGGACUUGCGGUCCGCUUUGAAGGGGGAGAUCAUCGUAGAAGAAGGUGGUAGCUGCCCAUAUACCGAGGUGGGUCGCACUAGCACCCGGUGUGCUAAGGUGGAAUUGUAUCAUCCUACGGUAAUAACACUACUGUUAGCCAUGCACCGGCCUCGAGUGGCGCGGGCUGCACUCGAGGGUAUAUUGGAGAGUGCAGCUGAAGCAUCGGUGGCUUCGCAGAGCGUGGACGACAGCGGACCACGGCGGGUGGCGGAAGUACUAUGCCAAAAUUCCACAAAAGGACCACUCGACGCUUGGCCCGUGCCUGCUGCCACCGAAGAGAUCGCUGGGGUGGCGGUGAGGACCCACCAGCUGGAGGGAGGCGAGGAGGAAAAUUUGUGUGAUUAUGCUGCAGCAUUCGGGCUGGAUAUUCCGCUGGAGCUCCUUGAUCAAAUGACGGAGGUUGUCAUGCAUGCGAAACUGAGAGGUCUCAGCAGCCAGGAGCAGUUGACACUUCUUUGCACUGUGGAGAGUCUGCGGGCGGUUAGGGUGUCUGGCGUUGCUAACGACGCAGGGGCCUCUCGUUGUCUCUUUUCGCAUAAGUUCCUCCAGCUUCAACAACGGAGGCGUGCUGCUGUAGCGUCCGCUGAAAGUCUUCCCGCGAACCACACCAGUUUUUUGUGGGCAGCUCUCUCCGACUGCCAACCUCAGCUGCUGGAUGUUCUGUCAGCCACAGAUGGAAACGUUUUGUCAUGGGCAAACGUGGAGGUUUCUGGGGUGCCAUUUUGGUUGGAUUCAGUUCAUCGUCUCCGCGCAAUUGCAGAACGCGUGGCCCGAGAGCAGUACCAGCGAAGUCGUGACGUGCGGGAAUGUGCACUUAUGUAUUGCCUUGCGCGGAAACCCGGCGUCAUCUCUGCGCUCUGCAGAACUUGCGGGAACACCAAAUUAGAGAUGUUUUUCUCUCGUGACUUUAACGAGGCGAAAAAUCGCUCUGCUGCGUCGGCCAACGCAUUUGCUGCCGUCAGCAAGAAUUUGAUUGAGUACGGUGCUGCCUUUUUCGUGCUGGCCGCCGAACCGCGAAAUGCAGCCCAGGUCUUGUUGCAGCGCGAAGGCAACGUCUCUCUUGCCCUCUUUCUUAUACGUAUCGCGACUGAUGAUAAUCCCGAUGAUUUGUCUUGGUUCAUCGAGCAGCGCAGGCUUGAGGAGACUUCUUGUGGAGCAAUGAGUAAGUCAGAGGAGGCGUGCCUUCUCUGGCGAGGCGGCCGGAAGCACGAAGCACUGUCGUUGCUCACAGUGCAAGCACCGCUCCACGUCUUGGAGGGCGCCGACCGACUCGCACUGCUCAAGUUUGCCAGGCGGCGUACCGGCGCAGAAAGAGGGCCUGCACAGCGGGAAAUGCUCCGAUUGUUGAUGCACACCGUGCGACUGUCGCAUGCUGCUGGGAUGAGGUUGCCUACAUCACUGUUUUGCCAGGAAGCAUUAUCGUGGUUACUGGGGUUGUCGAAAGAAGACGCCGGGGAUGACCCAACAGCACAGGGGAACGGAUCGGCUGCCAAUAGGGUGGCCACCUCAGGGAUUGUUGCUGAUUUCAAUUCAGGUACGCUAGCGUUCAACGCAUUCGAUAUGGACGGUGACGACGGGGAGCGGGGAGAGAUGGCGGCGUCAUCGCAGUCACCUGAAGUAGCCGUCGCCUCCCCUAUGUCUGAAGCAGUGUCAGUUCCAACGGUGAGGGCGGGUGCGGGGGAGAUUUACCGCAUUGAUCCCGCCAUUGUCUACUCAUUGUUGCGAGAACUGGAUUUCAUUAGGGAGGAACUUCAGAAUUCGGUGAGUACUCAGCCGCAGCAACAGGUGCAGAAGCACCAGAACACUGCAGUAUGUGACAUUCUAUCGUGUGCGGCGCGCCUGCUGGUUGCCGUCGGUGGACGAGACCCGGCUGCCGGUGCGUUUUCCUGCUUACAACAGAUGCUGGAAUGCCUACCGCAGGGACAGUGGGGUAAAAGUUGUGUUGACCGUCUUUCUGAAUCCCCUCGUUAUGCGGAGGGGGAAGGCAAUGGGAUGGGGCUGUGUACCGUUAUCAUCGCGUUGCGCGUGUCAUUGAUGUCUGUCGCCACCUAUAAUAAAGACUGUGCACUGGCAACUGCGCUUCUCGGUCUUCCGAUGAUAGAUGACAUCCUAUUGGUGGAGGGUGCGCAAACGGUAACAGUGAAUACUAUUGCUGUGUAUGUGCGCACGGUAUGCCACGUUCUGGAGAAUCUGAGGUCGCAGACGGCAGAGUGGGCGCAGGAGGAAGAAAAGAGGGAAACAUCUAUGGGCAGUGACAUGCAUGGGGUAGAUGGUUCCGAGUCGCUUAAUUUUGCUCUAUAUAACCCGUUUGAGGGGAGCGGCAGCGCCGGCAGCGGCGUUAGACCUAACGAUAAUAGUGGGAGGCUACGAAAUGACAAGUUGCGUGCGAUGCUGCUGGUUUGGUGCACUGCGCGCUUACAUUUAUCCGCGCUUAAAGAGUUGCUCCUGGAGGCAUCCGGUCUGCGUUCAGCAUCACAAGAUUCACAAUCAACCCAAGUAGCGUUGCAGCAAUGGCUCGUGAGCUAUAUGCUCUGUCGCGUAACGCUAGACUUCAAUGCUGCAGCUGUGCAAUUUGUGGGUGAUGUCGUUUCCGUCCUGCAGCUGCGUGACCCUUUGCCAGCGGACCCUAACGGUGUUUUCAUUGAGGUAGAGCAACAGCUCCUCCAGAUAGCCGGGGUAUUAGGGCACAGUUUGCCCACUGCCACCAGUUUGCUGGGCGAUAAUGGUGUGUGUGAGUCGUGUGGUCAGCAGCAACGCUACGUAGAUUUGUUGAAGUUAUGCGUUUCCCACUCCGAGGUUUUUUGUCAGACUACAACGUGCAAUACGAGUCUGUCGGGUAUGACGGAGUCUGCGCUUACCCUUUUGAGCAAUACCGUAGCUCCGCGCACCGUGGAAAAUUUGCUGCACGGUCGCUUAGUUCAAGGCACGAAGGAGGCGCUGCGGUUUGUUGAAGCCACAUGGUUACAGCGCCAUUUAACGCGUCACAACUACCGUGAGCAGUUUCUUUCACCCUUGCGUGAGGGUCCGUCAGUGCUUAGACGUGACGAGAGCCUCGUGCUCCAGCAGUGUGGCCGUGCUGUCACAAGUGUGGAUUAUGAUCGAUCCUCCCACGAUGUGAUUGUUUGGGCAACGGCAGCAGACGUCUCUGUACGAGGUGGCUAUUGUGGUAUGCUUUCAAGACCCAAUGACACUUCUCCUGUGGUGCGACCACGGGCUGAUAAUGGCGGCCCAUCCUUUCACCCGACACGUGAGGGAGGUGUGACGGGUUUGAGUCCGGGGGGAUCUUCGAGGGAAGGAGUUUUGUUUGGAUCUCCGAUACGAUCCCUCACGAAACCGGCCGCUAGUCCAAAUAGCACUCCGGGGAGUGACCGCAAACUACUUUCAAGGCGACCCAGUCUUCCGCUCCUGGAUGGCAGCCGCGUUGCUGCACACCCGCGGCUGCCCUUUUUUUCCGCACCGCACUUGGAUGGUUGCAUCGACUUUUACUCGUUCACCGCUGCGGAGUGCGUAAAAACUUUUGAUUGUGGAGACAGUCGGGCGGUGACAGGUGUCGCAUACUCAACUGACGGUUGCACUUUUGUGGCCGGGUUGGAAGACGGCAGUGUUCGUGGUUGGCGUUUUGAUCUGCAACCCGUGGACCGCGCUGUCCAACCCCUCUUUGUGUACCAUGUGCUGCCCACCGGCGGUAUCCGAACGGUGAUGUUCUGCGGGGCGUCGCAGUCACAUAUUGCGGUUAUUGGAUUUUCCUAUGAUAGCCUUGCAACUGGCCAGCGGAAUCCAGAGGAGGAAGAAGGUGUGUGUGGCCUGAGGGGUGAGCCUAAGCCAGCAUCAGCAAAGCCUAAAUCGAAGAAGGGUUUGCUCGGGUUUCCACGGUUUGGAAAUUAUGAGCGUAACACGACUGAACUCUUGCUGCUGGUAGACCUUGUCCUGCGUCCCGGAACUUUCGCAUGGCAGGAGCUAUCAGUUGUGCCUGAACACGCGGUGUACAUAAAAGGCUUGGAUAGCAUCAUGUGCAUAUCAACUAAUGGGGCCGUUGCCCUGUAUGACAUGUGGAGCUCCCGAUUGUACACUUUUGUGCGGACGCCUAACGUAACUGUAACGUGCGUGGCCGCAAGUUAUCAUGAUGAUAUUGUUGCUGUGGGUCUUGUGGACGGUGCUGUACUGCUUCUCCACUCCAACUCCAUUCGCGGCGCGGUGCAGGCUUGUAAUGGGUCUACCUCACAUGUGGCCUCAGAAUGUGUGGCUGAGAAGGCGCUUGCAUCGAAAGAGAGUCUGUUGCUCAAGGCAUCCAGGUUGCAACUGAUACCUUCGACUUCCCCUCGCUGUGAUGUACACAGUGUCGUGUUCACGCCUUCCGUUAUGCUCGCUGGUCUCGGAGACGGGAGAGUACUCGCGGUUGGUUUUCCAUUUAGUACCAUCAAGUUCGGAAAGGCGUGA
This is a messenger RNA of Trypanosoma brucei brucei TREU927, 7407 nucleotides long. RefSeq lists its product as hypothetical. Gene Ontology annotation, cellular component: RAVE complex. Gene Ontology annotation, biological process: vacuolar acidification. The transcript has a single exon. Gene Ontology annotation, molecular function: protein binding. The coding region runs from base 1 to 7407 and encodes 2468 amino acids. Lineage: Eukaryota; Euglenozoa; Kinetoplastea; Trypanosomatida; Trypanosomatidae. The record is from RefSeq and is a predicted model, not a curated record.